This is a messenger RNA of Symbiodinium pilosum, 461 nucleotides long. The record is from the annotation of a GenBank genome assembly. NCBI's taxonomy places the organism in Eukaryota, Dinophyceae, Suessiales, Symbiodiniaceae.
GCUGUGUGGUUUCGGAGCUGGACGAGCCUUCACCUACCUUCGCAGACGUUGCUGGAUAUGGCGCGCCGGGAUAUUGCUCGCAGCAUCCACACAUGACUCCUGAGCAACGCGUGCGCAUUGCAGGCCGAUGCCACACGAAGAAGGACUUCCAGCAUUACGCCGGCCUACAUUCUGCUCUUGCAGGCUGUGCGCAGUGCAUUGAGACCUUCUUGGCAGAGGGUGGAAAUCCGCACAAGGGAACGGUUCGCCACAGGAAGUGGAACAUUCUUUCUUGCGCAGAGUACUCCUGCAGCAAGGGUGAGAUCAGCCAAGUGCAGUGGGAGGCUAUCAAAAGCUUGGUCGCUGUGUACGCGGGCCUGGCUUCUCCCGCGGAUGCGUGCAUGCGCGACAGGUCCCGGAGCCCCAGACGGUCUCACUGCAAAGCCUUGAAGGAGCAGCCAGAAGCUCCCAGCUGGCUUUGA